CAUGGCGCCCACCUGCCCGGCAGCAGCAGCGGCCUCGGGCGCCGCGGUCGGCGGGUCCGGGCCGAGAAGCAGCUGGGGCGGCAGCGGCAGGGAGGGCGGAGGCGGGGGUGGCGGAGGUGGGCCCGAGCUCGCACGGUAGAGCCCAGGGCGUAGAGGGCUUGACCGGGCGCCGCCGGGAUGGUGUCCCAGGUACUGCAGCUGCUUCGGCAGGGCGUGUGGGCCGCGCUCACCGGCGGCUGGUAUCACGACCCCGAGCAGAGCAAGUUCACCAAUAGCUGCCACCUGUAUCUGUGGCUGUUCCUGCUGCUCUUGCCCUUGGCUCUGCACCUGGCUUUCCCGCCAACCGUGAUAACUGCGUUGUUCUACUGCAGCUCUGUGACUCUGCUCUUCACAGUGAUCAAGGUGGUCAGCUACCGCCUGCACCUCAUGUUUGACAAAGGAGAGGUGAUCCAGCAGAGGUCCCCCGGGCAGAUGGAAAAGCCAAAGAAAGGCAGAGAGGCCAACAGUGAACACGCCACGAAUCCCAAAAUUCCCAGCAAUACCAGGCCCAUUCACAGCAGCAAGAAAGAAGAGAUGGGCCGGAGUGUCCCUACACCUCCCCUCCACUGCAACUCCCGAGGGCACAGCCUCAGCUCGCACCGCUCCUCGGGGCCACCGGAUUUGCCAGCACAGGAGACCGUGGAAGAUCUCAAAGGUGUCGUUCUGUCUGAGGACCACCCUGGAGCACUAGUGUCGUCUACCUCACCUGGCAUCAGGACGGAAAGCUUACCUGCCUCUCAGAUGUGCCUGCCGGAACCUGUGCCCAGGUCAGCAGAACCCGCCAAGCCAGUUGUCCCAGAAGCUCUCAUCAGCGGAAAAGGGAGGGGACGAGAAGGCCAAGGGCAGCGCCCUCCUCGCCACAGGUCUGAGGGCGGCUUAGUGGACAAGGGAGAUUUGAAGAAGUUGCGCCGCCUGUCUCUGUCCCAAUACGACCUACUAGAAACAGACGUUUCCUUCCAGCCCUGGGGCAGUGAGAAUUCAGUCCUGAUUCCCGAGCCAGUCACCCAUCACCAGGGCUCCAUAAGGGAGCAGUUGCAACGCAAGUCACCACAGGACAGCCUGAGCAGUAGCUGCCCCCAGUGCCACACUGUCAUGGCCAAACCAGCGGAGAGGCUGGCGGGCACUUCCAGCCAGGUGGGCCUGCCCUUUAGCCAGGAUGUGAACUCCUCAGACAGUGAGGUGGCUGUGACUCUCAUUGAUACCUCUCAGCCUGGGGACCCGCUGAGUCUGCAUGAGCCCAUUAAAAUUGUCAUCACGAUGAGCAGUACGCCAAACUCCACGACAGAGGUGGGGAGCUCCCUGCACUUGACGGUGAUGGGCACAGAGCAGGUUGGCCCAGGGUCUCACACAGCACCAGCUUCCCCAAGGGUGGCCAGUCCUCCAGAUGUCGAGCAUGUCCUAAUCCCUGUGAUCACCCUUGAACUGUCCGAGGAUGGAGGAGGAAGUGUGACUGGGCCAGAGGACCUCAGAAGUCAGAGGACUCCAGACCGACUGAGGGUGGAGGACCCUGACCAGUGUUCCUCUGGGGAGAUGGGAAGAGCCACACAGGCCCUCAGUCCUGGCCCAAAGCAUGCCUGGGAACCGGCCCAGGCUCCCACACCCCCGGUGGCCUCUGAGGCUGAGGGUGAGAGGGACAGCCAGGCUAGCCUCGAUCCGGCCUCUUGUAAGAGCAGCCAUGAGAAGAGACAUGCCCGGGUGCUCAGUGUGGACAGUGGGACUGAUGUCUUCCUGAGCAGAAGUUCUACGGAAGUGGUCAGUGACAAGGAGAAAACCAUACCUACUUCCAAAUCUGACCUGGAGGCGAAGGAGGGGCAGAUACCAAAUGAGUCCAACUUCCUGGAGUUUGUCUCCCUGUUGGAAUCAAUCAACACUUCCAAGGUGGUGGCCUCCACUCAGCCGCAGGACCCAGCAGAUCAGCAUGGAGCCAGUGAAGCCAGAGGACUUCGAGGAGAUAAUUGCUUACAAGGGCAAAAGGAGGAAAUCCUGGAGAAGGAGAAGCUCAGCGGACAGGAUUCCAAGCCAGAAAAAGCAGACUUGCAAAGUCAAGACCGCGUUGGCACCAGCCCUGUGUUCACCCCGCCUGCCAAGACCGCAAUGCUUUUCCAGGGCAAUAGACAAAGACAAAUAAUCUACAGGGUAACUUCGCAACAAGACAGUUCCGUCUUGCAAGUCAUCAGUGGGCCAGAAACCUCUGUGCAGGAGGAGAUGUCAGUGGACGCAAUGCAUGUUUUCGUGGAUGAACAUGGGGAAAUUAAGUCCUGUUACUUAAAGUCUGGAAAUCAGAAAGAAGGCUCCUUCCAGUUCCCGCCCUCCCGUGAGGACUGUGCCUCCCAAGGCCGAGAGGUGCAUCUCAGCUCCUCCAGCACUACCACUUGUGAGAGUCCAGACCCAUCCUCUGGGGACCCUGCAGUCAGCGCCCUGCAACAGCAGCUGUUGCUCAUGGUGGCCCGGAGGACCCACUCAGAAACCCCACGGACACAGACAAGAAUCCUCUGUUUAAAAACCAACAAGCUUAUCUCUUAUUUCCCUGGUGUCUCUUUAUGUGUUUUGCUCAGGACUGAAGAUGUCAAGGAGAACGUGCUGGCCAUUGUGCUCAGCAUCCUGGUUUCCCUCCUGGGGUUCCUGACACUGAACCGAGGCUUCUGCAGAGACCUGUGGGUGCUGCUCUUCUGCGUGGUCAUGGCCAGCUGCCAGUACUCCCUGCUCAAGAGCGUGCAGCCCGAUCCUGCCUCACCGAUACAUGGACACAACCAAAUCAUCACCUAUAGCCGACCCAUCUAUUUUUGCGUGCUGUGUGGCCUCAUUUUGCUCCUUGAUGCAGGGGCCAAAUCCAGGCACCCUCCUCGGUACGUCGUAUAUGGCCUGAAGCUCUUCUCCCCAGAGUCCUUGCAGACAGCCAGGGACCACUUGAUAGUAUUUUUGUACUGCUUCCCUGCAAUUUCGCUCCUUGGACUCUUCCCGCAGAUCAACACCUUUUGUACUUACCUUUUGGAACAGAUUGACAUGCUGCUUUUUGGUGGUUCUGCUGUGUCUGGGAUCGUGUCGGCCGUGUACAGCGUGGGCCGUAGUGUCUUGGCGGCCACCCUGCUCCACGUUUUCUGCUUCAGCGCAGUGAAGGAGCCAUGGAGCACACAGCACAUCCCAGCACUGUUUUCAGCCUUCUGCGGCCUCCUGGUGGCAUUAUCAUACCAUCUGAGCAGGCAGAGCAGUGACCCGUCUGUGCUCCUGUCCCUUUUUCAAUGCAAAUUAUUUCCUAAAUUUUUACAUCAAAGCCUGGAAGAGUCAGCCACUGACCCACUCCCUCAGAAGAUGAAGGAUUCGGUGAAGGACGUCCUGAGAUCAGAUCUUGUCGUCUGUUCUGUGGUCGCCGUCCUCUCCUUUGCUGUCAGCGCAAGCACUGUGUUCCUGUCACUCAGACCGUUUCUCAGUGUGGUGCUGUUUGCCCUGGCAGGCACUGUGGGCCUCAUCACUCAUCACCUGCUCCCUCAGCUCCGCAAGCACCACCCCUGGAUGUGGGUCUCUCACCCUGUGCUUAAAAGCAAAGAGUACCAGCAGCGGGAAGUAGGAGAUGUCGCCCAUUUAAUGUGGUUUGAAAGACUCUAUGUUUGGCUUCAGUCUUUUGAAAAAUAUAUCUUGUACCCAGCAAUAAUUCUGAAUGCCCUCACUAUUGAUGCAUUUUCAAUAAGCAAUUACCGGAGACUUGGUACCCAUUGGGACAUUUUCCUGAUGAUCAUUGCUGGUAUGAAGCUGCUGCGGACUUCCUUCUGUAACCCAGUUCACCAGUUUAUCCACUUGAGCUUCGCUCUCAUCUUUUUCCACUUUGACUACAAAGACUUUUCAGAGAGUUUCUUGCUGGAUUUCUUCAUGGUGUCCAUCUUACUGAGCAAGCUCGGGGACCUGCUUCACAAGUUACAGUUUGUCCUGGCCUACGUGGCUCCGUGGCAGAUGGCUUGGGGCUCUUCGUUCCACGUGUUUGCUCAACUAUUUGCAAUUCCUCACUCUGCCAUGCUCUUCUUCCAGACGUUCGCCACCGCGGUGUUCUCCACCCCGCUGAGCCCAUUCCUCGGGAGCGUCAUCUUCAUCACGUCCUAUGCCAGGCCAGUGAAAUUCUGGGAGAAAAACUACAACACGAGGCGAGUGGACAAUUCCAACACAAGAUUGGCGGUCCAGAUUGAAAGGGAUGCAGGGGGUGAUGACAACAACCUCAAUUCCAUCUUUUACGAGCAUCUGACCAGGACACUUCAGGAGUCCCUCUGUGGAGACUUGGUUCUUGGUCGUUGGGGAAACUACAGCUCUGGUGAUUGCUUUAUUCUGGCUUCAGAUGACCUCAAUGCCUUUGUCCACCUGAUCGAAAUUGGCAAUGGUCUUGUCACGUUUCAACUCCGAGGACUGGAAUUCCGAGGAACCUACUGCCAGCAGAGGGAAGUGGAAGCCAUCAUGGAAGGCGACGAGGAAGACAGAGGCUGCUGCUGCUGCCAGCCCGGCCACCUGCCCCACUUGCUGUCCUGCAAUGCUGCCUUUCACCUCCGCUGGCUCACCUGGGAGGUCACACGCACACAGUACAUCCUGGAGGGCUACAGCAUCAUCGACAACAAUGCAGCCACCAUGCUGCAGGUGUUUGACCUCCGCAGGAUCCUCAUCCGAUACUACGUCAAGAGUAUAAUAUACUACAUGGUGACAUCCCCUAAACUCCUCUCCUGGGUCAAGAAUGAGUCACUUCUAAAGUCCCUGCAGCCCUUUGCCAAGUGGCAUCACAUUGAGCGCGACCUUGCAAUGUUCAACAUCAAUAUCGAUGACGACUACGUGCCGUGUCUGCAGGGGAUAACCCGAGCCAGCUACUGCAACGUCUACCUGGAGUGGAUUCAGUACUGUGCGGGGAAGAGGCAGGAGCCAUCAAAGACCCUGGACAGUGACGAAGACUCUCCUUUGGUGACUCUGUCUUUUGCCCUGUGCAUCCUGGGGAGGAGAGCUCUGGGGACUGCAGCACACAAUAUGGCCAUGAGCCUGGACUCCUUCCUCUAUGGCCUUCACGCACUGUUCAAAGGUGACUUCAGGAUCACAGCACGGGAUGAGUGGGUGUUUGCUGACAUGGACCUGCUGCAUAAAGUUGUCGCUCCCGCCGUCAGGAUGUCCCUGAAACUGCAUCAGGACCAGUUCACAUGCCCUGAUGAAUAUGAAGACCCCGCUGUCCUCUAUGGAGCCAUCCAGUCCUUUGAGCAGAAAGUGGUGAUUUGUCAUGAGGCCGACCCAGCCUGGAGGGGUGCUGUGCUGUCCAACAGGGAGGAACUGCUGACCCUGCGACAUGUGGUGGAUGAGGGUACUGAUGAGUACAAGGUCAUCAUGCUUCACAGGGGCUUCCUGAGCUUCAAGGUGAUCAAGGUGAACAAAGAGUGUGUUCGGGGACUCUGGGCCGGGCAGCAGCAGGAGCUCAUCUUCCUCCGCAACCGCAACCCAGAGCGUGGCAGCAUCCAGAACAAUAAGCAGGUCCUGAGGAACCUUAUCAAUUCCUCGUGUGACCAGCCCCUGGGCUACCCCAUGUACGUCUCCCCGCUAACCACCUCCUACCUGGGGACCCACCCGCAGCUGAGGAACGUCUGGGGUGGGCCUGUCACACUGGACAGACUGAGGACGUGGUUCCGAGCCAGGUGGCUGAGCAUGCGCAAGGACUGCAAUGCCGGGCAGAGGAGCGGAGGAGCCAUUGAGGACCUGGAUGGGGGUGGGGCCCCAAGUGGGGACGGCAGUGUGGAGCAGCCCCAGAAAGGUGGCACCCAGCACUGGGUCUCCCCGCGCGAAGGCGCUCAGAGGACAGGCUGCAGGAAAGGAAGGAGCCAGUCUGUCCAGGCACCCUCAGCGCUCAGCCAGAGGCUGCCUACCCUGAGCUCAUCAGGCCCCAUUGUAGAGAGCCGCCAGGCCUUCCUACAAACAUCCACAUCCGUCCACGAGCUGGCCCCACGGCCCUCAGGCAGCCGGCUCUCCUUGCAUACGUCAGCCACGUCCCUGCACUCCCAGCCGCCCCCUGUCACCACCACAGGCCACCUGAGUGUCCGAGAGCGCGCAGAGGCGCUCAUCCGGUCCAGCCUGGGCUCCUCCACCAGCUCUACCCUCAGCUUCCUCUUUGGCAAGAGGAGUUUUUCCAGUGCUCUCGUCAUUUCUGGACUGUCCGCAGCAGAAGGGGGCAACACCAGUGACACACAGUCAUCGAGCAGCGUCAACAUCGUGAUGGGCCCCUCAGCCAGGGCCGCAGGCCAUUCCACACGGCACUUCUCAGAGCCAUGUGACCCCACCGAGGCUGCGGAGCAGAGGCAGCUUCGUGACCAACGUCUUGCUGAGGCUGUGGCAGAGAACCUGGGGGUGAUGUGCAGAAGAGCGAGCCAGGAGGACAUGGGCCUGGAUGACACUGCUUCCCAGCAGAGUGCUUCGGAUGAGCAAUAGUGGAGAGGCGCCUGGUGGGGAGAAAGAGUCCCCACCGGCCACUGUCACUCUUUCCCCUGCUCCCAACACAAUGAGCGAGCGCUGUGCACCCAAAGGGCCCUUCCCCAGAGGAAAUGGGAGCUGUUCUAGAAACAGUCACUACCUUUAUCUCAGGUUCUUGAAAAAAUCUCACACGACGGGGGACAAAGACACCACACUUCCUCCCUCCAAGCACUGCACGAAGAAUCUGACAUUUCAAACAAAAGCCAUUUAAUAUCUGAAAACAAGUGGAGCAAAUACAGCCUGUGAGUAACUCCUUCCUGCCCUCAUGAGAACAGGACCACCACAUGCCAGUAACUGGCACUUUGCACACUGCUGUUACCAGGAGAGACAGGGACUGCAGCGCAGGCGACACCAUGGGUGGGUCCAGUGUGUCCAAGCCCAAGCAAAGGAAAUCUCACUUCUUUGUAGUAUUUAUGCAGCUGUAGGCGUAGCCAGCAGCACCCCCUCGCAGAAUUCUGGCGGUGCAUGCAGUCCCGUCUUCCGUGCUCUUCGAGGAGCCAGGACAUGUCAGAAUGGGAGUUAGAAAUGGGGUACAUGGCCAGACAUCCUGGACCAUGCAACACUCCACAGGCCCGAGUGAUUCCGGGCCGCCAGUACCCUGCACUCCCCAGGCAAGCGCACGACUCUUCCAGGCUGAGUAGCCCCUGCUGUGCCACAAGCACACUUGCACACACCUUUGUUUUGGAAUUAAAAUGUUUACAGUUAUUGCUG
This is a messenger RNA of Chinchilla lanigera (long-tailed chinchilla), 7224 nucleotides long. RefSeq names its product pecanex-like 2 (Drosophila) (gene Pcnx2). The coding region runs from base 178 to 6471 and encodes 2097 amino acids. NCBI's taxonomy places the organism in Eukaryota, Metazoa, Chordata, Mammalia, Rodentia, Chinchillidae. The transcript has 33 exons. The record is from RefSeq and is a predicted model, not a curated record. Gene Ontology annotation, cellular component: membrane.